Aspergillus brunneoviolaceus CBS 621.78 is the source of this 2273-nucleotide messenger RNA. RefSeq names its product KilA-N domain-containing protein. Gene Ontology annotation, biological process: positive regulation of transcription by RNA polymerase II. The record is from RefSeq and is a predicted model, not a curated record. Lineage: Eukaryota; Fungi; Ascomycota; Eurotiomycetes; Eurotiales; Aspergillaceae. Gene Ontology annotation, molecular function: sequence-specific DNA binding; DNA-binding transcription factor activity. Gene Ontology annotation, cellular component: nucleus. The transcript is spliced from 4 exons. The coding region runs from base 132 to 2105 and encodes 657 amino acids.
CCUCGACCGACCUCACAACGGCGGCAAACCAGGGUCGCGUUUCGCUGGACGGCUCUGCACCCCAAGAGUACUCGCUCGCGCAGAAUCAGGUUAGCGAUAGUUACUAUCAGAAUCCAGCACCGAUCAGCAGCAUGAACCAGACGCAACCAUACAUGGACGUUCAUUCUUCGCAUUUGUCAUCUGGCCAGCCUUAUGCCUCGCAUGCUGCCACCGCUGGGGGCAUUGCUCACUACCCGCAAUACCACCAGCAGCCGCCGGUUCUGCAGCCAGCAUCCACGACAUAUGGGCCGGCCGGCUCCUAUGCCCCGUAUGCCUAUCCAGGCGGCGUAGCUUCAUCCCAGCCUGGCCUCCAGCCCCCAACGACAUCUCUGAGUGGCCAGGUCCCGGCUCAAUUGCUGCCCCUACCCGUGACAAGCCAUGCGGUGGCAACUCAAAACUAUGGCAAUUCAACCGGCGCCCCUGCGCAGGGCUUCGUGUACGAUCUCACCGGCCAGAUCGCUCCGCCGGGAUCGAAGCCACGCGUGACCGCCACACUGUGGGAGGAUGAGGGAAGCCUCUGCUAUCAGGUUGAAGCCAAAGGAGUCUGUGUUGCUCGACGUGAAGACAACUCAAUGAUCAAUGGCACGAAGCUUCUGAAUGUGGCGGGAAUGACCCGCGGGCGUCGUGAUGGGAUUCUGAAAAGCGAAAAGAUCCGUCAUGUUGUCAAGAUUGGCCCCAUGCACCUCAAGGGCGUUUGGAUUCCUUUCGAGCGGGCCCUCGAGUUCGCUAACAAGGAGAAAAUUACAGACUUGCUGUAUCCGUUGUUUGUUCACAACAUUGGGGGACUGUUGUAUCACCCGACAAACACAAGCAGAACUAAUCUAGUUGUGCAAGAGUCUCAGCAGCGGCGCAUGGAGGGCUCUCAAGCAGCCGCACGUACGUCUCAGGGGCCUCAGCCGCCUACUUUACAUCAUCAUCAUCAUUCUCUGCAAGCUGGUGUGCCGUCGCACAUGGCUCAACCCCCCACAGUGGCCUCGCAACAAGGUGGAAGGCCGGGGCUUGACCGGGCUCAUACUUUCCCCACUCCUCCUGCGAGUGCCUCGAGUCUCAUGGGUAUUACCAACUCCAACACCUCAUACGACUGGAACAACCAGGGAAUGCCAUCAGGUGUGCCCAACUCUCAGCCUCUCUCCAUUGACACGGCUUUGAGCAACGCCCGCUCGAUGCCAACCACACCAGCUACAACUCCACCAGGGAAUAACAUGCAAGGAAUGCAAUCGUUUCAGGGUCAGCCAGGCUACGACUCCAAGCCUUAUUACUCUGCGGCGCCGUCCUCUCACCCUCACUAUGCAUCGCAACCGAGUGGCAUGGCACCCUACGGGCAGACGAUGUCCUCUACCCCUUACCUGAAGAGUGAACCGUACCUGAAGAGCGAGCCAUAUCUGAAGAGUGAGAUGGGUCCGCCCUCAAGCCGUACGCCGGGCGCACAGCCGGAAGGAGAGUCGACUGAUGUCAAGCCCGAACGGUAUACCCAGAGCAAUGGGCAUGUGACCAGCGCUGGAAAUGAAUCGGUUGCGGAGCAUGAGUCGGAAUACGUGCAGCAUGACAAUUCCGGCUACAAUACCAGCCGCGGUUCCUACACCUAUACCACCAAUCCAUCUGUGGGCAGCCUAACCGGAGACCAUUCUCAGCUCACACCCGAGAUCACUGGCUCUCCUACACAGCAGAACGGCUCCGGAAGAAUGACCCCGCGCACCAGUGGUGGUCCUCCGCCAUGGGGCUCUGGGUACAGUACCCCCCCGCGCCCUGCGGCUGCCAGUAGUCUCUACAACAUUGUCAGCGACACGCGCGGAACGUCUAACAACGGUGCCACCUCGGACAAUUACUCGGUCCCCAAUCCAACCUCGGGAUAUUCAAAUUGUCUCAAUGGUUCGAUCGGUUCCACCAAGCGGAUGAGGGAAGAUGACGAGGUGGACCGAAUUGCCCGCCCUGACAGUCGGGGCCCCGACUUUGAGAGCAAGCGGCGUAAGACGCUUAGCGAGACCUCUGUCGGAGGGCCUGUUGGCGGUGCUGCUCUUGGAUUGCAGCCCAUGAAGGCAGGGGGUGUCAUGCCUCGUCGUCGGUGACCGGUGCGGGCCCUGAAGGGAGACACAAUCGCGAAUUAAGAGGGAAAGAAAAAAGGAAAAAUUCAAUCACGAAAAGCACGAUCUUUUCUUUGGAGAAAAGACAAAAUGUUUUCUUUGAAGGGUCUCUCUCUCUAAUGGCGUGUACUAUGGGGGUUUCGCUUUCUUCGC